GAGCUAGGAGUACCUGUCUUCAGUACUGUUAACACCUACUGCUCUCGAGAGAUCCACGAACACCAGCAUAUGCUUGCCACUGUUGUUUUAUGGGGAAAUAAUUAGUCUGUUAUUAUAAAUAUAUCACGAGGAAUAAAGUUGUAGUAGACUUCGCUGAUCUGGUGACUAUGUGUUUUUGCCUAUGUGAUAAUGAUGAAAAACGGAUUUAAAAGCCAUUGCGUAAGAAUCGCAUAUUUUGAAAAGCUCUCGGAAAUAAAUUACAAGCAGGAUUUCUGUGGUUAAGUAUUUUAACAAGUUCUUCCGUACCGUACGAAUUAUUUUAAUGAGAAAUCUCGUGAGAGGGUGUGAAUAACACGUGUUGGGAGUCAUAGCUGUGCAUGUUUAUUUUAGUGCUUAAAAACAGCACAUGAACAUUAUACCGAUCUAUGUGAACCUCUGUAUGAAUAAAACUGUAACAGUUGGUCAUAAUUUUUGACAAAGGAAGAACAAAAAAUAGAAAUUUAAUUGUUGGGAUUCGGGAAUAAAUGUUUUAAAAGCGGGCGUUAAUAAUAAUUCGGUAGUAGAGACGAUAUUUUUCAGUACAACAUCAUGAUGGAGGGGAAAACAGCAAGCGUAACGAUGGAAUAUCUGAACUUCGCAGUGCGGUAGCGUCAUAGACGGAUUUAACGGCUUUAUUUCGAGGCCGUAACGCUAUUGUUCAACAUGGUUACAUUAAGUGAAGGUCGUGCUUUAGUGAUACUAACGUUGGCAAUAGAGAUGUGUUGCCAAUCUGCCAGCAGUAACGUCACAGAUGGAAAGGUUCCCAAGGUGGUCUCGCUUACAGUACGCUCUGAUAUCAUGUUCAGAUUUGCAGAGACGGUGGUGACCUCUACGGUCGUGAACGAACUUUACGAGGCACGGGAAACGACGUUCGACGUGAAUCUUCCAAUGGCGGCAUUUACAUCAAAUUUUACAUUGAUGGUUGACGGGAUAGCCUACCCUGGCACGGUCAAGGAGAAAGAACAGGCUCUACAGACAUACGAAAAAGCGAAGCGGAAAGGACACUCCGCAGCACAUAUGUUCCACGACAAGCCACGAGAUUCGAACCGUUUCCGCGUAAGUAUCAACAUCGCCGCGCAGUCGGAGGUGACGUUCAUCUUGACGUACAACGAGGUGCUCCAGCGGAAACGAGGCCACUACGACCACGUGGUCUACAUCGACCCGAAGCAGAUUGUGGACCAACUGCUCGUGGAGGUGUACAUUUCCGAGUCGAGGGAGAUAACCGCUCUGAGAAUACCUCCCGUCAGAAACGACAUAUGGGCAAACGCGUUUUCUUUGCCGACAACGAACGAACUGGCGCUUGUUGAGCGACCCUCACCCCGCACUGCCUACAUCCGAUACAGCCCCUCUCCGGCGGAGCAGGUGCGCGUGUCCACGCACGGCAUCUCGGGAAUGUUCAGCGUUCAAUAUGACGUCGAGAGGUCACUGGACGUUGGGGAUAUGUAUAUCGUGGACGGGUAUUUCGUUCACUUCUUUGCCCCAAUCGGUAUCCAGCCCCUCCGCAAGAAGAUCCUCUUCGUACUCGACGUCAGUGGUUCCAUGAGCUUCGGAAGGAAAAUCUACCAGCUCAAGGAGGCAAUGACUCAGAUUCUGACUGAACUGAGCUCGGACGACCUAUUCAACAUUAUCACGUUUGCGAGCCAAACGGACUCCUGGUCUCCUAGAAUGCUUCCUGCCUCCAAGGCGAAUAUUGCUGCGGCAACCGACUACGUACAGGAACUUAUCGCCGAUGGAGGAACAAACGUUAACGACGCUUUAGUAGGCGCGAUCAAUAAUCUUCAAGACUUCAGCGACGUGGGUGUCAGCGCUCCGAUAAUCGUUUUUCUCACAGAUGGUGACCCGACCGUCGGCGUUACAAGCUUCAAAAAAAUCCUUAACAAUAUCGAUGAACGGAACAGAGAUAAAAUUCAGAUCUUCAGUUUAGCUUUUGGCGAUGAUGCCAACUAUAACUUUUUGAAAAAGAUUUCUGCGCGGAAUAGCGGCUUCGCUCGGAAGAUUUACACCGACGCCGAUUCUACGCUUCAGUUGGUCGGAUUUUACGACGAAAUUUCCAACGUCCUGCUGUCAAAACUGUCGUUCACGUACCUUGACGAUACCGUCAACUUGACGUCGGUGACGCGAACGCAGUUCCCGAGCUUUUUCGACGGUUCGGAGCUGGUGGUGGCCGGACUAUUGAACGAAAAGGCAGAUGACUUCAACGCGAUUACGAUGACCGUAGUCGGCACCAGCAACCAGGGCCUGUUGGAGUUGACGGCGACAACGGAAGUGGUGCAAAACAACAGAAAUACACUGUCAGAGUUCAAGACCCGGUUGGAUUUCCCUACGAUCGUGCAGAAGACGUGGGCCUACCUGACCAUCAAGAAACUACUAGAAGAGGAGCUUAAGACGGAGAACGCGUUGCUAAGGGACGACCUCCGCCUGGACGCCGUCAAUCUGGCCAUUAAAUAUAACUUUGUGACGCCUGUGACAUCAAUGGUGGUAACCAAACCCGAGGAGAAGAAAUCUAACGAGACCGACUACAACGUUCAGGAAGACGACGCAAGAGUUCUCGAUGAGGAAGACGACCCUGGGAAUGCUGCUCUUACUUCCCCAUCCGGUCCUCAAGCCCUGGCGGGAAAAAUAAAACACUCCAAGGCGAUGGCGGACAACGACCCGCACUUUAUCGUGAACGUGAAGGAUUUGGAAUACGCCAUCUGCUUUGACGUCAUGGGAGAGGAGGGUGACGUUUACCAACUCAUGACCGACAAAUACUCAGGUCUUACAGUGAACGCAAAGGUGGUUGCAAACAAAAUGCCAAAAGAAUCAAACAUCACCGUCUUUACGCCACCUGGCGUUAUCAAAACCUUUUUGGGGGAGAUAACUAUAAAGCGCUGGAAGUUUUCCCUUCACAUCACUCCCACUAAGCUAACGCUGAUGGGCGAAACCAUAGAUUGGGAGAAUGGAACUACCCUGGGUCAUGGGAAAACUAAGAUCGUCGUAGAUCAGGAGGGAACAAUGGUCGUGGUGAUUUUCAGCGAUAGGGUUACACUUUUAGUGAUGCGUCACAUGAAGCCAAAGUCACAGUUGAGCACGGGCAAGGUCAACUUUUUGGGUUUUUAUAUCGUCGAGCACAAGGGUCUUUCAUAUCAUACACAUGGUUUACUUGGACAGUUCCUUUAUCGAAAUGUGAUUUUAAAGAAAACGAAAAAUCGUAAAGGUAAACUUAUGGGUCGGCUACGUGUAAGCGGAAACACACAACGACCCAGGAAAGUAAUGGCUACACUGGGGCAUCGUUUGAAUCUAGCAACGAAUACUUCCGUUUCCUGUUGGAUGGUGCAACACAAUGGCGGGGCUCUUUUGGACGGUGAUAUUACGGAUUAUCUUAUAAAAAGAAGAAACACUGGCAGUGAUAAUAAGGCAGUGAAAGAUCAAAUUGAUUUAGGUGACGAAGGACCCGAUCUUUCUGAGAUGACCAACGAUAGUACUUUCUCAGUCACCGGGUCUGUGAAACAGGUAUUUGAAACUGAAAGUGAAAAUUACGAUGAUGAAGAUGUCUCAGAAGGAGACAACGAAAUAAUAGAACUGGAUAAGGAGACGUUAGACGACGAGAAAUGAAUAACUGUCAACAAUUGAGUAGAUGUUUAAAUAGAAGAAAAAUGACAUUUGAAAGCAUUCCUGUAUGAUAAAUGGGUUAUGGGACAAUGUGUUUUGUUUCUCUCGAGGUUAUAAUACUGCACUUUUAGGAGUCUGAAGAAUGUGUUUCUUGAUAUAUCAGAACUCAUGUGCAAAAAUGACUUAAAUAGGUCACUGAACAAAUUAAAAAAUAAGUAUUCAUAUAUCCUCUGGAAUAAGGGUGUUGUGAAAUAAGUGUCUUUUCAACGAACGACUGUGUUUGUAUAACUAAUACUAUUCAUGUUCAUAUAUGAACUAUAAACAUGGGCGGACGAUGGAUCUAUACAUCAGUAUUUUCCAUUUAAAUUGGAGACAAGACAAUUCUAAAUGAAGACAAUAUAAGGCAUGUAUAUGUUCUUGACUUCAAAUGCUGCUUUACUCGUUAUUCAAAAAGUGCUUGGCUGUGCGUUCGUCGCAAACGGAAACAGUUUUAUUUGUGAGUGACAUGAAGGAUAUCAUGAAUGCCAUUUGUGAAACUAUAUGUGUUUUUGUCCACAGUAUGUCUCGGAAAUUAAAUACCCCCGUGACUCCAGCUUUGAUUUUUGCCGCAAUUACUGUAUAUUAUUGUUGUAAAUUUGCUUACCCUUUCCUCAAUGUUGUUUGGAUGUAUGUAUACUAAUCUUGAUCAAUCCAAAUAUAUAAGGAGAUUGUGUUACUGUUAUAUAGUGCUAUUUUUGUACCUUAUUGCAGUACAAUUUGUAGCACAAAAAUCAAAUGAAUUCACAAACUUUGUCAAUAUCACAUUUUGUUUCUUCAGUAUUUAUAGCUAAUUGACAGAUUCGUUAUCGCUAACAUAAUUGUUUGAUAUACAACAUACUAUUUUUAGACACUUAUUUUCUUGCUUAGUGAUUAAUAUUGCUUGUGAUAACGAUGGGCAUGUUUGGUUGUAUAUAGACAUUAUAUAGCGAACAUUAAGGUAUGACAUGCAACCGUUACUGUAAAGUUAUUGAUUUGUUCCUUGUAUUCAUUUUAAAAAUUCACAACCUACUAUUUGACAAAGAACAUUUAUAAAGUUUGCAAAAUAAUGUUCUCAGUCAUAAACUAUGGCCAUUAAAUACUAGAGAUAAA
Dreissena polymorpha is the source of this 4758-nucleotide messenger RNA. RefSeq names its product inter-alpha-trypsin inhibitor heavy chain H3-like. Gene Ontology annotation, molecular function: serine-type endopeptidase inhibitor activity. The record is from RefSeq and is a predicted model, not a curated record. The transcript is spliced from 14 exons. Gene Ontology annotation, biological process: hyaluronan metabolic process. The coding region runs from base 703 to 3633 and encodes 976 amino acids. Lineage: Eukaryota; Metazoa; Mollusca; Bivalvia; Myida; Dreissenidae.